CGGUGCUAAUACCACACCAGAUUAUCGCAUAAAAAAGCACAGCGGAAACUAAAGUUUACAGCUCAUGAAACUCCCAGAAUGAAUGGGACAGCAUACUCCAACUUUGACAACCAAGAACAUGUCUUAAAAUUAGGAGAUACGUUUGAAAAACAUCCUAAAAGUGCCUUCCACACGGUGCGAUAUGACUUCAAACCAGCAUCCAUUGACACAACAUGUGAAGGGGAGCUUGAAGUUGGCAAAGGAGAGCAAGUCACGAUUACAUUACCCAAUUUAGAGGGUUCAAGUGUUCCAGUAACAGUCUUUAAGGGAUCCAAGAGGCCUUACAUGAAGGAAUGCAUCCUUAUUGUAAACCAUGAUACAGGAGAGUACAGACUGGAAAAACUCAACAGUAAUAUAGCUGUAAAGAAAACCAGAGCUGAGGGUAGCAGUAAAAUUCAGUCUCGCUUGGAGCAACAAACCAGUCGUCUUAGCCAGCAGAUGAAGAGUAGCAGCAGCAGCAGCAGCAGUAACAAGACCUCGACUAACUCAAAGAGUUCUCCUCACAAAGAAAAGACUUCCCCGGCAUCCCCAAUGGAUGAUAUUGAGAGAGAGUUGAUGGCAGAGGCACGGGUCAUGGAUCAGCUGAGCAGCAGCAACAGCUCUUCAGACUCUAACAGCUCGUCGUCCUCCAGCAGUGACGACAGCUCGAGCAGCAGUGAUUCAGAAAAUGAACAGACUCCUGCGGCACCCUCAGCUCCGGCUAACCAGGGCAUGCCCAUCAUUAACACUAGCACCAACCCAACAAGUCACCACCAAGAGACUGGCGGAGGACUCAUGAACACUCUCAAGAAUGACCUCCAGCUGAGCGACUCGGGCAGUGAAAGCGAUUAACGAAUGAAGAGUAUUCUCAGUGAGGAGAAGAGGAGCCAGUCACGGACCUGUUAGUGUCUUGCUUCUUUUAAUGUGAGACUGUCUUAUUUACAUAUCCUCAGUUCUGUGCACCUUCUCUCCUAACCAACUUCAAAUUUAGCCUUGUUUUUUUUCUUUUUGUGCAAAGAUUUAGUUAAAAUGUCUUGAAUCAGAGCGAUAUGAAGUUGUAUGAUAAGCCAGGCAAAAUGUGUAACAUUUCUCACUAAAUGCUCUUGCAUGGUUGAACUGGUCAUGGAAAUGUGAGGGGUGAAAUGACAGUGGUCUUCAUAAAGUGUAGAUGGAUGUUUCUCCUCAUCAAUUGUCUUGAAUCACCUCCUUUGAUUCUUUGUUUCAGCUUGGCAAUAUUGGCAACCAUAGUUGUGCCUAGUGUUAAAUAUCAGUUGCAAGACUGUCUCAGCUGCUAGUUUCUUAUCUGAGGCGAAACUGUCAUACCAGAUCCGACAUAUUUUUUUACAGAGAGUCACGUUGAAAUGAGUCUUUUGAGAUAUAAGAUAAUGAGCUUUUUACUUUGAAUCACUAAAACUCAGCUGCAGGUCAACUCUUGUCAUUUCAGCCUUUAUUAAUUAUUAAAAACAUUAUUUUUCCUCAGCAGAACAAGCAUCCAGAAAUUAUUGAUCAUAGCUGAUGUGGUUGUAUAUUAUUGCAGCAUGAAGAAUACAAGUGUAAUACUCAUUUUCUCUAGGUCAUUACUUUCUCCUGAGAAAUGCAUCUCACUUUUUUGUUACUAAAUUUUCCAUUUUGUUUGCAAACAUAUUUAACUUUAACUCCCUAUAACUUUAUAUGAGAACAGCCACCUGUUAUAAGAAAAAGGAUUUCCAACAGUAGAGUUUGAUAGCAAGGAGCUGAAAGAUGGUAAAAAUCUCAGUGGUGUUUAAGUGAAAUGUUAGUCAUGAUUAGCUGUAGCUUCAUACUGUUACUUCUCCACUUUUACCCUGUAGCAGUGUUAAUUGUCAACAUAAAAAAAUGGUGAUUAUUGCAGCUUUUUAAAGCAACGUCUCUCAAAUCUCACACAUUGGAUGAAUGAUGUAGAGCAAGAGAGGAGGGAAAAGUAGUGCACUAAUACUCGAUGGACUCAGGUAGGGUGACGUUUUGUUGCUUUAAAUCUGCGAUACUUAAAUCUAAUUAUUUAUCUUUCUGAAUACACUCAACCGAUAGUGAAAUAAUUUUAUGUAUGUUUUUAAUUCCCAAACUAUUGGAAGCUCAAGAAAAAAGCUGUACUGCAGAACAAGCCAGGUGCAUCGAAGCUGCACCUGAGAGUGAGUCUUAAAGAAUUUCUUGUGCCUUUUCUUGGUUGCGUCAGGCAGUUAUAAGCAGUAAGAAGUUAUUUAAAAUUUCUUAUCACAGCUGAGCUGUCUCCACAAACAGGAAGCAGCUGUUUAUGUUGUCUUUUGGCAACUAUAAUGACUGAAUACAAUAAGAGACUGAGAUUUGUGUUGCCUUUUGAUUAGAGAAAUCAAAGUGUAUGCAAAACCUGUAGGAGGAAGGUGGAAAAUUUAUUUGUAAAAUCUUUGAGAAUAAUUAAAGCUUAUAAUUCUU
Melanotaenia boesemani (Boeseman's rainbowfish) is the source of this 2445-nucleotide messenger RNA. RefSeq names its product ELL associated factor 2 (gene eaf2). Gene Ontology annotation, cellular component: super elongation complex. The record is from RefSeq and is a predicted model, not a curated record. Gene Ontology annotation, biological process: regulation of transcription elongation by RNA polymerase II; positive regulation of DNA-templated transcription. NCBI's taxonomy places the organism in Eukaryota, Metazoa, Chordata, Actinopteri, Atheriniformes, Melanotaeniidae. The coding region runs from base 79 to 870 and encodes 263 amino acids. Gene Ontology annotation, molecular function: transcription elongation factor activity. The transcript has 6 exons.